GCAAAACUUCGGAGAUCAGACGUCGGACUGUAUAUGAAGCUGACCUGUCUGCUUUUCCACGACGCGUAUGGGGAUAGCGGGGCGCGGCACAGCACCCGCCGCGCGAUGAACAAGGGCGGGAGCGACGCACACAGGUGACAACAGAGCUCACCCUCUUCUUCUCCUGCCGCCAUCUUUCUGCGCGCGCGCCGAGUCACGGAACCCGCGAACCUAAUUUACGAUGGGCCGCAGAAAGAUCGAAAUUCGCCCCAUACAGCACGAGCGGAACCGCGCCGUGACCUUUCUGAAGCGCAAGAAUGGACUCUUCAAGAAGGCAUAUGAGCUGGGGGUCCUGUGCAGCGUCGACGUGGCGGUGAUCAUCUUUGAGGACCGACCAGGGCAUCAAGCGAAGCUGUACCAGUAUGCGUCCUCGGACGUGGACGCGAUCGUGCAGAGGCAAACCACCCAUGAAGGGGAAAAGGAUACGAAGGGACCACCUGAUUUCGCGCAGCCGACGCCGACCGCGGGCGUCCCUGGGGACGAUGAUGACGAUGACGACGACGAACGUCCGCGCAAGCGCCCUCGCCCCGCCGACCCGAUGCCGUCGCCCUCUACCUCGAGACGUACCAUGGACUCACUACAGUCACACAUGGGACCUGAGAUCAGCCUCCAACCACCCUCCCGCGCGGCCGGAUUCUACGGGCAGAUGCCUCCAAUGACCGCUCAGCACCUCGCUGGACCCUCCACCUCCCCUCACCUCAGUACCGCGUCCCCUCACCCAAUCGCCCCUGCUCGUCACGACCCCAUAUCCGCGCACCCCAUAUCGUCCGAUCGCCACUUACCGCCGCCCGCGUUCCCGCCGAGCGGCUCUAGCUCGUCUAGCGGGGGUAUCACGUCUAGCGGUGGUUUAGGGUCGGGAGGAAGUGGUGGGCUGGGCUCUGGCAGUGGCGGGCUAGGGUCCAGCGGGGGACUUGGCGCUGGCGGCAUCGGCUCUAGCGGUGGGCUCCCAUCGAGCGGCGGACUAGGCGCAGGAGGAGGCGGACUCGGGUCGUCCGCCGGCCAGCAGUCGCGCCAGAUCUUCUACCCCGAGCGUACCAUUGCCCCCUUGAGGAGCAGUCCGAUUGCGUCGUUGCACGGUAGUCCGACGACGCCAACGUUUACGCGUCCAGGCAGUUCGUUCGCGGGUCGUACCGGCGACUUUGCGGGAGGUCGCGGUAGCGGAGACUUUGGGCGCGGUAGUGGUGGCGGAGACUACGCUACGGGUCGUCCCGGUGGCGGCGGAGACUUCCCUACUCGCACUGGCGGUGACUUCGCUAACCGCACCGGCGAGUUCGCCGGCGGGUAUCCCCGCCCGUCGUACGGCUAUCCAGGCUCCGGCGCGCGCUUUCCAUACGGCGUGGGCGGGCUUGGGGGCGCGGGCAGCAUUGGUGGUCCGGGUGGAGGGGGUUUGGGCAGCGGUGGUGGUGGCGGAGGAGGGAUCGGCGCCCACCAGCAGUCGCCGCCGCUCAUGCAUCAGGCGUCGCCUCCGUUGUUGCAUCAGCAACCUCAUGCUCCCCAGCCGGCAGGACAUCACCAAUCCCAUCCUCCUCAUUCGUCCGAGCCGCACCAUCUGCAUGGACAUGGCACUCAACACCCGCCCCAGCAACCCGGCCAGCCGCCUCCCCCGCACUCGCCGUCCGACCUGAGCUGGUUUGAGAUGCUGGGGUUGCCGGGUGGGAGUGGGAGCGGGAGCGGGAGGGACGCAGGUGGGAGGAGAGAGGGGUAGACUUGGGCGAAGCGGGGAGGGGACUCCACCAAUGGGGGGAAGAGGUAGGGGAGUGGGAGGAGCGAGAUGGAAGGAGGGAACCCGACAA
This is a messenger RNA of Schizophyllum commune H4-8, 1832 nucleotides long. RefSeq lists its product as uncharacterized. The transcript has 6 exons. Gene Ontology annotation, biological process: positive regulation of transcription by RNA polymerase II. The record is from RefSeq and is a predicted model, not a curated record. Gene Ontology annotation, molecular function: protein dimerization activity; RNA polymerase II cis-regulatory region sequence-specific DNA binding; DNA-binding transcription factor activity, RNA polymerase II-specific. NCBI's taxonomy places the organism in Eukaryota, Fungi, Basidiomycota, Agaricomycetes, Agaricales, Schizophyllaceae. The coding region runs from base 221 to 1744 and encodes 507 amino acids.